CGCCCCUGCCCCCGCAGCCGAUCUCGUCUCCCCGCCCACGCCGCCUAUCGACGCCGAGCCGCCUAACCAGCCCCUCCGUGACAUCAUCCAACCGCUACAUGGAUCUAAUCCUCCCACCGCCUCUGACCACCGAUUCGAUUCCAAUGCCGAUCAAGAGGUCUUGGCAAUGGAAGUGAUUGCAAAGCCGAAUCUGCCCGCAGAAGAGGAUAUUGCAGCAGAUGACUCGGCAAUGGAAGUGACUGCAAAGUCGAAUGUGGCUGCAGCGGAUGGUGUAUCAAAGCCGAAUGUUUCCGCAGAGGAUACUGCAUCAAAGUCAAAUGUGGCCGCUACUGUAGCAGUAGCACCAACUCUGUUGGAAACUGCCAUUGCAGCUGGAAAUGACCAGUGUGAUACCUCAAACUCAAAUGGAGAAAAUCUACAGCAGCAAGCCGUGGAAAAUGUAUUAGUCUCCACCACUAUGUUAGCUGAGGACACUGUCACACCUGCAGCUGCUGCCGGGCUCAAGCCUGCAAGGCGCUUCACUCGAUCGUUGCUCAAGAAUAAUAAACCAGAUAAAGAAGAGUCUGCAUCUUGUGAAAGUCAGGCAACACCAGAUGGUAGCAAGGAUGCCUCAGUUGGUUUUACUUUGCUCCUGGAGAAGCCUCAGAGAAGGUUCACAAGGUCGUUGCUCAAGACAAAGGUUGAGAGCAGUUUGGUUGGAUCUGAUGAUGUGCUGGACAGUGCAUCUGAUUCCCCUCCAUCAGUGAAGAAGAUGGAGAUGAAGAUGUCAAAGAAAGUUGCAUGUCUCACGAAGCACCCUGGAAACAUUAGAGAGCUGCUCAACACAGGCAUGCUUGAGGGGAUGCCAGUUAUGUACAUCAUUCCUCAUAGCAAGAAGGCUGUCCUAAAAGGAGUGAUUACUGGUUGCAAUAUACGUUGCUUUUGCCUGUCCUGUAAUGGCGCCAAGGCCAUUUCAGCUUAUUACUUUGAACAACAUGCUGGAAGCACCAAAAAACACCCUGCUGAUUACAUUUACUUAGGGAAUGGCAAUAGUUUGCGUGACGUGCUACGUGCAUCUGACAGAUCUCCCUUGGAGGCUCUGGAAGAAACGAUUCGUUCCUCCAUUGAUCCAGUAGUUAAAAGGAGCCGCAUUAAUUGUCUGAAUUGCAAUGAGCUUGUUCUUCCGUCAUCACAUGAAAAUGUACUGUGUCAAGUUUGCCUCGAGUCAAAGCAACCUCAAGAUCCUCUUACUGCAUCGUAUACAUGUAAUGGCAGUUCGAGUCUGAGUCGAAGUUCCAAGGAGGCUUUGCUAAGGAACAUAUCAUCAGGCAAGAAGGGUGGGAGUGCCGGCAAAGUAACAAACAAGGAUAACAGACUACACAAAUUGGUCUUUAAUGUUCUGCUUGAUGGCACAGAAGUAGCUUACUAUGUUGAUGGGCAGAGAAAGGUUGAUGGGUAUAUCAAGGAUCAUAGAAUCUACUGUAAUCACUGCAACAGAGUGGUUAGCCCAUCAGCAUUUGAAGCUCAUGCAGGUGAGGGAUCAAGGCGCAAACCGUAUGAUAACAUAUUCACAUCAAACGGAGUAUCAUUGCAUGAGCUGGCGAUGAAAAUAUCAAAGGAUAUGGAACUGUCAGAACGCGAGACAGAUGAUCUGUGCAGAGAAUGUGGUCAGGGGGGAGACAUUUUCCCGUGCAAAAUCUGUCCAAGGUCAUUUCAUCCAGCUUGCGUUGGACUGUCUAAAGUCCCCGCAGAAUGGUAUUGUGAUAGUUGUCGCAAUCUUGUGCAAAAAGAAAAGGCUUUAGCAAAGAACAAAAAUGCUAAAGCUGCUGGGAGGCAAGCUGGAGUUGAUUCCAUUGAACAGAUAAUGAAGAGAGCUAUACGAAUUGUCCCCAUCUCUGAUGAUCUUGGAGGCUGUGCUCUGUGCAAACAGAAAGAUUUCAACAAUGCUGUGUUUGAUGAGCGCACUGUGAUACUCUGUGACCAAUGUGAGAAAGAGUAUCAUGUAGGAUGCUUGCAGAGUCAAUGGCAAGUAGAACUAAAGGAAUUGCCCGAGGAGGAGUGGUUCUGUUGCAGUAGUUGCUCUGAGACACGAUCAUCAUUGGACAAGAUAAUCUCCGAUGGAGCUCAACUGUUGGCGGACCCAGAUCUUGAAAUCAUAAAGAAGAAACAUGAGACACGAGGUUUAUGCAUGGACACCAGUAAAGAUCUCAAAUGGCAAUUACUUUCUGGUAAAAGGGCUACUGAAGACGGAAGCAUAUUGCUCUCUGCUGCAGUGCCAAUUUUUCAUCAAUCUUUUGAUCCAAUCCGUGAAGCUCUCACUGGUAGAGAUCUGAUUCCUGAGAUGGUUAACGGGAGGGGACCUAAGGAGGGAAUGCCCGGGCAAGAUUACAGUGGAAUGUACUGCGCACUGUUAACUGUGGGCUCUACCGUGGUGUCAGCAGCACUUUUGCGUGUGAUGGGAGGUGAUGUGGCCGAGCUGCCACUAGUUGCUACAAGCCAGGAUGUUCAAGGGCUGGGCUACUUCCAAGCCUUGUUCUCGUGCAUAGAGAGGGUGCUAGUCUCACUGAAGAUCAAGCACUUUGUGCUUCCAGCUGCACAUGAAGCUGAAGGGAUCUGGAUGAACAAAUUUGGCUUCUCUAGAAUCUCUCCCGAAGAGCUGGAAGCUUAUCUUAAUGGGGCGCACUUGACUAUAUUCCAUGGAACGUCAUACAUGUACAAGGCUGUUCCAGUGUCAUAAUUGAUGGGAUAGAAGAGAUAUGGGUGAUUUCGUCUGUCUUUUGGGGGGUGGGGGUCCGCUCGCUAUUGUGAUGUACAGAGAGAGUUGAUAAGGAAGCAAAGCAUGGCAAAGACAAUGUACAGGAGCUGGAAGCCAAGGCGAAGCAUCGGAUGAAUCUAAAUGAAUGAAUUCCCCUUGGUUUGUUUACUCUUGAAUCGAAGGAAGCCUGUCUUUUUUUGGUGUGAUAUACUAGACUAGAUGCAAUGCAAUUGAAGGAGUCGCACCGAGUCCUGGUACUAGAGCCAGAUUUUUUGCAAUUUAAAUUUUGACUCUGAAACUGCUACCAGAGCUGCUGUGCAUUCUUCUCUUUCUGCAUACAAUUUAAAAGUUGCAAAUGAC
Molecule: messenger RNA, 3094 nt
Organism: Zea mays
Lineage: Eukaryota; Viridiplantae; Streptophyta; Magnoliopsida; Poales; Poaceae
Exons: 18
Coding region: 167-2716 (849 amino acids)
Biological process (GO): positive regulation of transcription by RNA polymerase II
Cellular component (GO): nucleus
Molecular function (GO): histone binding; RNA polymerase II transcription regulatory region sequence-specific DNA binding; chromatin binding
Source: RefSeq, marked provisional